GGGAUAAAAGUAAUGAGGGAGAGAAAGAGUGGAGGUGGAAGACAAAGCAGCAGAUUAAGGUAUUAUUUUGGGGAACAAAAGCCAUGAUUGAGAUAAUUGGCCUCCCGACAACCAGUCAUGAUUGAAGUCUUACCAUUCCUUCUCUUCUUUCUAUAUAAUCUUCUAUUUCCUUGCCCAUCUUUCUUACAUUACCUAUCACUUUUCUAUCUCUCUUUCUCCUUUCAUCACACCCGACAAUCUAAACUACAUACAAGGAAAAAGUGUGUUUGGCAAAAGAGAAAAAAAAAAAAAAAAUCAAAGAUGGCGGAAAAAGAAGAUCUGGGUUUGAGUCUGAGCUUGAGUUUCCCUCAGAAUCACCACUCUUUACAGCGAAAUCUUAGGCCUUCGCUUGUUCCUUCCUCUGCUAAUUCUUGCUCUUCUCCUUCUACUUUAACCCUUAACAAACACUCAUGGAAUGAUUCUUCUCCUCCUUCAGAUCAUAACUCGGAAUCAUUCCGGGCGGAGAUGGGGUCAAUUUUUAGAGGAAUCGACAUGAACAUAUUGCCAUCGACGGCAGAUUGUGAAGAAGAAGCUGGGGUUUCAUCUCCGAACAGCACGAUAUCGAGCGUGAGUGGAAAAAGGAGCGAAAGAGAAGGCAACGGAGACGAGCUUGAGAUCGAAAAAUCGUCAUCUCGUGGAAUCAGCGACGAAGAAGAUGGCGACACUUCGAGAAAAAAGCUUAGACUUUCUAAAGAUCAGUCUGCUAUUCUCGAGGAAAACUUUAAAGAACACAACACUCUCAACCCCAAACAAAAGUUAGCAUUGGCUAAGCAGCUGGGAUUACGACCCAGACAAGUCGAAGUGUGGUUUCAAAACAGAAGGGCAAGGACCAAGCUGAAGCAAACGGAGGUUGACUGUGAGUUCCUUAAGAGAUGCUGUGAGAAUCUGACGGAGGAGAACCAACGGUUGCAGAAAGAAGUUCAGGAGCUGAGAGCGCUGAAACUUUCCUCCACCCAGUUCUACAUGCAAAUGACCCCACCCACUACCCUCACCAUGUGCACAUCAUGUGAGAGGGUUGCGGUCCCACCCAACCCACCAUCAUCCACCACCGUUGAUCCACGGUCCCAUCAUCAACUAGCCCAAACCCAUCAGAGAGCUUUCCACAUCAACCCUUGGGCUCCAUCCGCCGCUCAUAGACCGUUGGAUGCUCUCCGUCCUCGAUCGUAAUUACAACCCAUGAACAAGGGCAUUCCGGUCAACGCAAAAGAAAUCAUGUGUGGAGUUUUAGUCUUUAGGGUCUAGAAGAUAUGGUGGUUAGAAUGUGAUUUUGGUGGGUCUUGAUGUUUUGUAUUAUUGGACCCAAACCAAGCUUUUGACAUAUUUAACUAGUUUAAUUUAAUCUUUGGUGAUGCUAAUUACAUCUUCCUCCUUCAAUUUCAGUAGUGGGGUUGAAAGAUCAAACCGUGUGUGUAAAGUAGAGUGCAAAAUGUCUAGUUAUUAAAUUUUGACCAAAGCAAUGCAAAAAUCUUUUGUGUUACAGAUUCCAAUUUAAAGCUACAAGGAAUCUGUUCUUUUUGUAUUAUUUUUUUUCCUUCGUAAUUUAGAGCUUUGGGAUUGUGUGGGGCCAAUCAAUUACGUAUUUUAUAAUUAUAAAACUUUGAUCUAUCAUAUUAGUAUGAUUAUCAUUAUCAAA
This is a messenger RNA of Gossypium arboreum, 1672 nucleotides long. RefSeq names its product homeobox-leucine zipper protein HAT4-like. Gene Ontology annotation, cellular component: nucleus. Gene Ontology annotation, biological process: regulation of DNA-templated transcription. Bases 118 to 1206 code for a protein of 362 amino acids. Gene Ontology annotation, molecular function: sequence-specific DNA binding; DNA-binding transcription factor activity, RNA polymerase II-specific. The record is from RefSeq and is a predicted model, not a curated record. Lineage: Eukaryota; Viridiplantae; Streptophyta; Magnoliopsida; Malvales; Malvaceae. The transcript has 4 exons.